GUCCAAAAGCUUGGUCUGGCUCUGCGCUCACUUGGGGUCUCGAAGGGCGAUCGCGUGGCUAUCUACAUGCCGAUGGUUCCUCAGCUCAUCAUUUCUAUGCUGGCUUGUGCUCGCAUUGGUGCCGUGCACUCAGUUGUGUUCGGUGGAUUUUCUUCUCCCGCCCUGGCUGAUCGCAUAAUCGAUGCAGACUGCAAGGUGUUAAUCACAUGUGACGGUGCUUGGCGUGGUGCGAAAUUAGUGGAUCUGUACUCGAACGCGGCCGCUGCUCUGCAGUUAUGUCAGGAUCGGGGUCACACUGUGUCUAACCUUACUGUUCGAAUCUCCGAGGGCCGUGAUAUUUGGUGGCACGAUUUGAUGGCACAAUUCCCGGACGACUGUGAAUGUCCGAUUGAAUGGAUGAACGCGGAGGACCCAUUGUUUAUCCUGUACACGAGUGGGAGCACCGGUCGUCCGAAAGGUAUUUUGCACACGAUCGGUGGCUACAUGGUCUAUGCGGCUACAACAUUCUACCAUACGUUCCAUUAUGAAGAUGACGAUGUUUAUUGGUGUACUGCCGAUGCUGGUUGGAUUACUGGACAUUCGUAUGUGGUCUAUGGACCGAUGGUGAACGGUGCAACAAGUGUGAUUUUUGAGGGGAUUCCCACGUGGCCAGAUAUGGGACGUUGUUGGGCCAUUAUCGAUCGGUAUCAAGUGACCAAAUUCUACACUGCUCCUACUGCAAUCCGCACUCUGAUGGCAGCCGGGGACUCAUUCGUUACGGCUUACAAACGAACCAGUCUUAAAGUAGGUUGCAUUGGAUUAAUUCUUUGUUGUACUAUUUUGUUGUGA
Messenger RNA from Echinostoma caproni, 828 nucleotides. NCBI's taxonomy places the organism in Eukaryota, Metazoa, Platyhelminthes, Trematoda, Plagiorchiida, Echinostomatidae. The record is from the annotation of a GenBank genome assembly.